AGUGCACUGGGGCUAUGGCGGCCUUGCGGCCCGGAAGCGAAACGAUUCGCCUGCAUCUCUGCCGUUCUUUCUCCGGCGGCGUUGGUCGGCUGGCCCGUGAACGCGGGACGGAGCGCAGGGAUGCUGCGUCCAGCCGGGUCUCAAGAUUCUGCCCUCCAAGACAGUCUUGCCAUGAUUGGAUAGGACCUCCAGAUAAACACUCAAACCUUCGUCCGGUACAUUUUCAUAUUCCUGAAAACGAGUCCCCCUUGGAACAAAGGCUUAGAGAAUUGAGACAAGAAACACAAGAAUGGAAUCAGCAGUUCUGGGCGAACCAGAAUUUGACCUUUAAUAAGGAAAAAGAAGAAUUCAUUUAUUCAAGACUUCAAGCUAAAGGCUCAGGCCUGCGAACCAAGUCAGGCCAAAGAACAGCGUUGGACGCAGAGGAAAUGGCUGACUUUUAUAAGGAGUUUCUGAGUAAGAAUUUCCAGAAGCACAUGAGUUACAACCGAGACUGGUACAAGCGUAAUUUUGCCAUCACGUUCUUCAUGGGGAAAGUGGCCCUGGAGAAGAUGUGGAACAAGCUGAGACAGAAGCCAAAGAAGACGAGCACUUAGGAGCCAACCUGGACCUGACCCCAGCAUCUAUUUAUAAGCUGUGGAAGCCGUGUGUGAGCACAAGUCUCACACUUGACCCAUGUGCAGGCCUUUGCUGGCUGCGUCCCCAGCUGGCUUGUUCUUGUCGGUAUGCUGUGUGUUUAUUGUCUG
Molecule: messenger RNA, 746 nt
Organism: Microtus oregoni (creeping vole)
Lineage: Eukaryota; Metazoa; Chordata; Mammalia; Rodentia; Cricetidae
Product: cytochrome c oxidase assembly factor 8
Exons: 5
Coding region: 15-596 (193 amino acids)
Biological process (GO): intrinsic apoptotic signaling pathway
Cellular component (GO): mitochondrion
Source: RefSeq, a predicted model, not a curated record